Cokeromyces recurvatus is the source of this 2067-nucleotide messenger RNA. RefSeq names its product COPI associated protein-domain-containing protein. The record is from RefSeq and is a predicted model, not a curated record. Gene Ontology annotation, cellular component: plasma membrane; cytosol; cytoplasm. The coding region runs from base 1 to 2067 and encodes 688 amino acids. The transcript has 8 exons. Gene Ontology annotation, molecular function: ubiquitin protein ligase binding; protein-macromolecule adaptor activity. NCBI's taxonomy places the organism in Eukaryota, Fungi, Mucoromycota, Mucoromycetes, Mucorales, Mucoraceae. Gene Ontology annotation, biological process: ubiquitin-dependent endocytosis.
AUGCCUGAUAAUCUUACAAACGUUUCUGAAAGUCAGAUCUUUGCUGCAUCCAUCACAAAGACGCAAAAGAAAGGGACAAUAGCAGACAUUAUACAAACCAUUUAUUGCACAAUAAUAUCCUCUUUUUUAAUACUGCAUGAGUUUAUAUCACCUGCAUGGACACAGUUAUACUUUGGAUUCUUAUGCCUGAAUAGGGGAAAGGGAAUUAUCAUGUUAUUUCUUGGUUGUCUUAUCAUGUGUGAGAUUGCUUUCAAUAUCAUUGUAUCCAUCAUUACUUUUACAAUAGGAUUCAUAUACAUUAUUAUUUCCCUGAUAGCCUCUUUGCCACCACCGAAUAGUUUUCUUGUACAUUGGCAAAAUCAUAAAGACUUUUGGGCAGAGGGACUUGAUUUAGAAGUUGCUGCACGUCAACAGCCUGUAAUCUUUAUUGAUCCUGCUAUAGAACAGCCAUCUAUGUCCUUUUCAUAUCCUAACUCAAACUUACUUCAUCCUUCUGCUUGGCAUCCUACUGCAUCUAGAAUGAGGACUCGGUUAAAAUCAAAUAAAAUAUUAGACAUCAAUCUUUCAGAAGAAAAGUUUUAUUUUCCUGGUGAAACUAUUCGAGGCCAUGUUUCAGUUAAACCCAAAAGUUCAAUCAAAAUCAAUCCAAUUAUUAUAAAGUUUAUGGGAUCAAUUCAUAUAACAGCAAAGGAUAAAGAAGUCGUUCCACUUUUCGAGACUUGUAAAACACUUACUAUUAACGAUAGUAGGAAAUCAACUACGUUAGAAGCAAAACCUUAUUCAUUUCCAUUUGAGUUUACAGUACCUGAUAACUUACCAAGUGCAAUGGAUUUUGGUAAACUGAAAAUGGCUCGAAUUGGUUACAAAUUAAUUGCGAUACUCAAUAGACCCAUGAUGCCAGAAAGUUUGUGUCCCAAGAUUGAAUACCCAAUGAUUGUUUUAGAACAUAUAGAUGUUACAAGGGAAAGUUUUGUUAAUUCAGUUGAAAAGCAAAAAGAAAUACGAACAGUACGUAAUGGACCAUGCAAUAUUAAAUUAAGUAUUCCUCGAUCAGGCUAUACAAGAGGAGAAACGAUUCCUGUCAAUGUUGUGAUUACUACCUUUCAAAAAUUUGUUAAAAAGAAUUCUCUUGUUAUUGAUUUAAUUCGUAAAGUGAAAAUACAAACCACAAAAAAUAGUUUAGAUGAGGAACACAUAUUAAAAUCGAAUAAAUUUGAUUUAAAUAUUAUUGGUCCUUAUAACUUUUCUCAGUCUAUAACAAGUGAACUUUUGAUACGUACAACGCCUCCAACAACCCAAUUUAAAUGUUUAAACAUACAAUAUAAGAUUAGAGCAAGUCUAUUUACGGACAAUAAUACGAAUAAUAAAAAGAAAUUACCACUUUAUGCAUUAGAAUUGCCAAUUACAAUAGGCACUUGGCCUAGAGCUGAUAUACCUAUUGACGAUGAUGAUGACGAUGAUAUCAUUCAAAAUAUGGGUGAACUUAUGCUCUCUGACGAAACUGAUGACGAUGAAGAGGAAGAGGAGGAAAAGAGAUCAAGUAGUGGUAUAAGACAUUCGCAUUCAAAUGACUCUAUGACUUCAUCUAAUAUGCUUGAUCGUCGUAGUGUCUUGAUUCAAAAUAAAUCGUCAAUGAACAAUAAGGAUAAUUAUUUAAAUAGAUCAAAUUCAACACCGGAUUUAGUAGCUCAACUUCAACAAGGUAAAACUACAGUGAUUGAUCCAACUAUUCGAUUAUCUUCAUACGAUUCAGAUAGCAGUAGAUAUCAUCGAACGACUCAAUCCUUAUAUGUUAAUAACUGUUUGCCUCGGACUCAACAUCGUCGUAUAGAAUCAGACGAUUAUAGUCAUACAAAAUUCAUGAGAUAUUCUAAUGUUCCUAAUCAUACGCUUACCUUCUUAUCGUCCACUACUACUAAUACGCCAAAAAAGAUAACGAUACAAAAUCAAGAACUGACUAGUUCCGAGUCUGAUUUUGAUGAUGAUGAUGAUUUAUUUGCUAUUAUUGAAAAAAAGAAAAAGAGAGAGGAAAAAGAAUGGAAAAGAAGACAGCAAAGGAUGAUGUAA